Molecule: messenger RNA, 1542 nt
Organism: Scedosporium apiospermum
Lineage: Eukaryota; Fungi; Ascomycota; Sordariomycetes; Microascales; Microascaceae
Exons: 7
Coding region: 1-1542 (513 amino acids)
Biological process (GO): transmembrane transport
Cellular component (GO): plasma membrane; fungal-type vacuole
Molecular function (GO): dipeptide transmembrane transporter activity; tripeptide transmembrane transporter activity
Source: RefSeq, a predicted model, not a curated record
AUGACAGAGAAAGUCGCCCAGAACGAGAAGACAGGUAGUUCGGAGACGGACGACUUCCAAGGCCAAAGGGACGCCACUCAGGAGGAGAUAGACUCACUGCCUCAUGUGGCUGAUAAGCUGCCUUUUGCUGCUUGGGCCGUCAUCCUCGCAGGCGCCUUUGAACGAUUCACAUACUUUGGCUUAAUAGCACCGUGGCAUAUAUGGCUCGGAAGGUUCAAGACCUUAAUGAUUGGUUUGGCAUUAUAUCUUGCCGGAUGCAUCAUCUUGGUUACGACUUCUAUCCCGGAUGCGCUAAAUCAAGGGGCUGGAAUCGGUGGUCUCGCCACGUGUUUGGUCCUUGUUGGUCUCGGUGUUGGUUCAGUUAAGGCUACGUUCUUUCCGUUGCUUGGAGACCAGUAUGUUCAGAAGAAGCCUCAACUGGUUCAGAGUGAAAACGGCGCGAGAGUCAUCGUCGACGGACCUAGAACUAUCCAGCUCAUGUAUAACGCAUAUUACUGGUUCGCGAACGUAGCGUCCCUCUCAUCUAUACCAGUAACGUUUCUAGAAUUUCAUUACGGCUUUUGGGUUGCCUACCUACUUACAACCAUAUCUCUUUGUGUUUCUAUUGCCUUCUUCGCGAUCUGGUCAGGAAAGCUAGUCAAGAUUGCACCCAAGGGAAAUGUCCUCCCAAGAGCAGUCAAGACAAUGAGCUAUGCUGCAAGGAGCGGGUUCAAACUGGAUCAUGCCAAACCUUCUUACCAGCAGACUCGCCAUGGGAGAACCGUUCCAUGGACCGACCACUUUGUAGACGAAAUGAAACGGGGACUGAUUGCAUGUCGUGUCAUUUUCUCCCUACUUGUCUUCUACCUCUGUAUCAACCAGAUGUACAACAACCUCGUUUCACAAGCAGGCCAAAUGGACUUGCAUGGGGUGCCAAACGACAUGAUCCAAGCCUUUUCUGGAGUGGCAUGCAUUAUCUUCGGUCCGAUAAUCCAAGGUCUAUACGAGAUCCUCGCCAAACGCAAGAUUGAGUUCGGCCCAAUCGCGCGUAUGACGGCUGCCUUUAUCUUCUGUGGAGCCGGUAUGGGAUACGCGGCAGGUCUCCAGCGACUCAUCUACUCGUCCGGACCGUGCUACGACCGGCCAUUCUCUUGUCCCGAGUCGGAAGGGGGGAAGAUACCUAAUAGCGUCAACGUGUGGGCCCAAAUGCCGGUCUAUAUCUUCUUGGCCAUCGGAGAGAUCUUCGGUUUUGUCACCGCGUUCGAAUACGCAUACGGCAAAGCACCAAAGGACAUGAAGACUGUGGUACAGGCACUGACUCAACUCACGGCUUGCUUUGCCAGUGUGUUGGGAAUGGCAAUCUCUCCGGCAGCCAAGGUUCCCAAUAUGGUAAUAUUCUAUGCGUGCUUGGCUGGAGCAAUGGGACUCACUGCCGUCUUAUUUUGGUGGAGAUUCAGGAAAUAUGAUGAGAUAGAUACAGAACUGAAUCAGCUGGACUACAAGGAGGAGGUAUUCGAGUCUACUAGCCCAGCAUCAGAUGAGGAGAAGGCAGUAAAAUCCUAG